UAGACUUAUUAUAAAUAUUAGUGUUCGGGGACUUUUAUGGCAUCUUCAGCAUAUACAGGAAAAUCGAGACCCCGUGAGGAGAAUGCGGGUGAACAAAAAUGUAUUUAAUAUAUUUUAAUUAACGUUACAGUUUUAAAUAUUGACUGACAGACAUUGAGUCAAGCGACGUAAGCAGACUCACUUUCAAAGAAAAACAAUAAAUCCUGUUAUGCAGGUUUGUUGCAAAUCGAUAUUCAGUCUCGAUUUGAGCAAUGCAGAGUUCACCUAACGUUACCCGACCACCACUGUGUCUCUUAUCGAUCACUGAUUCUCUUAUUAUUGAUCACGGGUCGAUCGUUUGGUAAGUUAGUGAGAGCGAUUGGUUUCGGUUUCUCGGUCGGGUAUCUCAUUCAUCAUGCUUCAGCUAGGAGAUGGACUCACGCUAUUCUCGGCGGUCUUCGUCGUGGUUCUGCUGGGAACCAGAAGCGCCGUUUGGUCCACGGUACUUACGGCCUCCCUCUACCUCUUCCUGGUGAUGUUCCGUUUCCCUCCGGUCCCGUCCAGCCGGGCCAGACAGGUGCUGCGCCCCGGGUCUACAGCCACUACGGGCGGCGUCUCAGUGGUUGCGCACCGCGGUGGAGGACACGAUGCCCCCGAGAACACCAUAGCUGCUAUUCGGGCGGCCAGUAAGAACGGAGCCACAGGUGUGGAGCUUGAUCUGGAGUUCACUGCUGAUGGUGUUCCUAUACUGAUGCACGACGAUACCGUGGAGCGGACCACAAACGGAUCGGGUCCACUCAGCAAACUGCUCUUCUCUGAAGUGCGCAAAUUAGAUGCUGCAGCCAAACAUAGAUUCAGUGACCGCUUUCGGGGUGAGAAGAUUCCUACGCUGCAGGAGGCUGUGCAAGAAUGCAUCAAACACAAGCUGACCAUCUACUUUGACGUUAAAAGUCACCCGGAUGAGGCCGCCGAAGCCCUGAAAAAGCUGUUUCAGAAAUAUCCGGUGCUCUACAACACCAGUAUCGUGUGCUCGUUUGAGCCCAAAGUCAUUUAUAGGAUGAGGCAGGCGGAUGCUGAUGUUGUGACAGCAUUAACCCAUCGACCGUGGAGCCUGAGUCGAUUAGGCGAUUGGACGCCACGGUACUCGUCCGUAUGGAAGCAUCACUGGAUGCAGGUUCUGGAUGUGAUCCUCGACUGGGCUCAUCAUCACCUGCUGUGGAAUUUGUGUGGGGUCUCUGCAUUCCUAAUGCAGAAAAACUUCAUAUCCCAAGACUAUGUGCAGUACUGGGCUGACCGAGGAGUAGAGGUGGUGGCCUGGACGUUAAACACGGCUGUGGAGAAGCAGUAUUACCAGCAACUACUAAACAUUAACUACAUCACCGACAGUCUCGUAGAGGACUGUGAACCUCAUUAUUGAAAUAUACUCUCGUUGAUGUCCAACAAUCGUGGUAUCAGCAUCUCUUUUAACUUUUUUUAAAUGGAAUUAGUCAUGAGCAACUUCAUCCUGUAAUUUAGCACUAAUAAGAAACCAUUCAGUGAACUGUAGUAAAAGCAAUUUUUAAUGAGAAUAUUUCCAGAUAUUGUAAAUGUUUUUUAAAAAUGAGUUGUCUUUAUACACUGUAGAGAAUUUUUAUCAUCCAAGUAUCUGAUGUCUGUUUUGCUGCAUUAGAUGGCAUGCUGGAAAGUUAAAGGGUGCUUUGAUUUUGUGCAAUUUACAAUAGGGGAGAUGUAAAUAUCAAUAUUGCAUUCAAACGUACUGUACACACCCACUCAGGGGAGUGAAUUUAUGAAUAUGUGCGAUCACUUACAUAUAGU
This is a messenger RNA of Paramisgurnus dabryanus, 1794 nucleotides long. RefSeq names its product glycerophosphodiester phosphodiesterase 1 (gene gde1). Gene Ontology annotation, biological process: N-acylethanolamine metabolic process; phospholipid metabolic process; ethanolamine metabolic process. The record is from RefSeq and is a predicted model, not a curated record. Gene Ontology annotation, molecular function: glycerophosphodiester phosphodiesterase activity. Gene Ontology annotation, cellular component: plasma membrane. NCBI's taxonomy places the organism in Eukaryota, Metazoa, Chordata, Actinopteri, Cypriniformes, Cobitidae.